CUUAUUUCCUGAGGGACCACGUAAUUAGCCAUCGGUGCACUAGCAUGCACCUGAUCUGACUCUCUUGGAAGGAAAAUUAAAAAGAACCGUUGCGAACGAGAGAAUCGCCUGUAACGGAUAGUCCCCCACUUCUCUUAUUCAAAAUCAUCAGCCUUCUUCUUCCAGAAUAGCAUCACCAUUCACCAGUAAUCCUUCUUCUUCUUCGUUCAAUUCUCAAGAUCAAGAAAGAAUCUCUCUGUCGAUAUUCCUCGCUCUCCUUUUAUACUUAAUUCUUAAUCUUGGAUACGCAUCGAUCAGUACACUGCGUAUCGUUUAGUUACUCUGUGCUCAAUCAAAUCUUUGGCGGGUAUCGAUAACCGGAUCCGGGCUGGGAAAUGGAUUUAGGUUGCUUGGACAUGGGCUGCAUUGAAAAGAAGAGAAGCUACGCCGAUCAGACUCUGUCUCAUUCUGAGAGCUUCACCCCUACCGCCUCUGCAACGGCCACUUCCAAAGCUGGGAAGAAUAAGGCUAUGAAAGAUGGUCUCCGUUCAAGCUUGGUUUCUCUAAACAAAAAUGCAUCACAAAUUAGGAAGCCACCACAUCGGAAAACUUCUCCUCUAAGUUGGUUCCCUCGUCAAAAGGUGGACUCCUAUUUGAAGAGGAAAAUUAAGUUGCUGCAGGAAGUAGAUGGUAUGAAUUCAACUCUUGAUGAGACUUUGGGUGAUUCUAAUCCUCAUUAUUCAAGAGUUUUGAGAGAAAAAAUUGCAGUCAGGGAGGCUGCUCAGAAAGCAAUGGAGGCACGGAAGGCUGCUAUGGUUGAAGCAUCUUGGUGUCGAAUACUUAAAGCAGCCAGGAUUGAUAAUAAGCAAGCAGAAGAGCAGUUGAUGAAGGCAGAGAAAACUUCAGAUGAAGCUUUUAAAGCUGCCACAGCUAUUGGAGUGAUAUUAUAUGACAUUCCAGAUGCUUCACCCAAGCAUUACAAUAUAGAAACAUCAUCAGCUAAAGUAGGAGGAUCCACCAUGCACACUGUUAGAACAUCUUUCGAAACUGCAUUUGAGGUGGAUAAGCAAGUGGCGUCAGCAGUUAAAGCUGCCCUUAUCAAUCUUGCAAAUUGCCCUUCAAUAAACAAAGACGAAUUCAAAGAACUGCUGCGUAAGAUCAGUCAAAACCCUGAUACAGAUGAAAGCUAUCAUGAACCUUCAGAGAUUCAUUCAGAAUAUGAAUCCGAUACUGCAUCUGAGCUUGAGUAUGGUGGCACACAGAAUGACCACGAUUGUCAUGAAGACAUAAAUUUAGAGAUGGAGUUUGCAGGGGGAAGACAAAGGAAAUGUAAGAAGAAGCAGGUAUCUGACAAGUUUAAUAUGACAAACCUUGUACAGAUGAUGAUGGAAAGACUUCGGUGUUUGCAAGAAGAUGAACUUGCAUCUCUUGCCACUAUCGUUGCAACUUGUGGGUUAAAUGCUGCUCUUGCAGAAGCUGAAAACCAGAAACAUCAUAAAUUGGAAUCAGCAUCUGAUAAUAAAUCAGACCCGGGCCUUGAUUUUCAUGGAAGAUUACCUUCUUCCGGAACUGUACGUGCAAAGGAUUCAAGUGUGGAUGAGGCCCCACUUCCAAGCCUAGACAAGUUUCUGGUAAAGCGGUUGACAAGACUUGAAAGGGAGGUCCUAGAAGCCAAGAACGCAAAAAGGAAUGUAGAGAGUGAAGGACUUGAACAAAGGUCAGAUAAAUAUGAAGAUGAAAGACUUCCUUCACAUGAUUCUACAAAUUCAAGCCAAAAUAAUUUGGAUCUUGAAAGUUCUCUUCUGAAGCCUUCUUCAAAAUUUGAGAGGGAAAUUGAAGAGGCCAAAAAAUGUUCAGAGCCAUUAAUUGGAAGCAAGUCUAAAGCUUCAAACAGUAAUGCGAUUUCCUCUGACAUUCCUGACCUUGGAAGUGUAUUGGUAAAGCAUUCUUCAAAGCUUGAGAAAGAGAUCGAAAAAACAAGGAAGAAUGUAAAACCUUAUGAACCACAUGGUAGGGCAGUUGGCAAUAAAAAAAAAGAUGUUAUGGGUGAGCUUCCCAGUCUAGAUAAAUUUCUAGUGAAACAUGUGUCAAGACUUGAAAGAGAAGUGCAAGAGGCAAAAAAUAGAAAAAACGUCUCCAAUGGAGGGCAGUUCAUCAAUUUGAGUGGGACAACCUCUUCUGUAACUUCUACAACAGAUUCAGAAGACAAUUUAGUGCCAUCUGGUGGAGGUGCUGAAAGAAUUCCAUCAUGCUUUGAUGGAGACAACCAACUGGGGAAAGAAAACAUGAAUACAGGUGUAGAAGUAGAAGCAAGUUCUGUGACUGGAGAACAGCUAUCAAAGGUAAACACAUUGUCUCUUGGGGACAAAGAUGAUAAAAGUACAGUAUCAGAUAAUAGUCUGGACAAGAUUCUAGUGAAGCCAAUUCAUCGUCUGGAAAGGAUGAAAAUGCAAGAAUCGUCACUGGGUGUCCUCAGAUCUCAGAGAAAGCAUGGAGCAGAUGCUGCUGCAAAUUGUGAUGGGCUAGAUAAAAUAUUAGUGAAGCAUGUCUCAAGGCUGGAAAAGGAGAAAAUGGCUGCUGCUGCACAAGCAGCAGAGAAGGAAAAUCUGCCAAGUGUAAAUAAGGUCACUAGGAAGGAACUGGUGAACAAUGAAGGUAGUUUGGAUCAGGUUUUGGUCAGACACAAAUCUAGACUGGAGAAGGAAAAGAUAGCUGCUGCUCAGCAACCAGAUGACCAGAUUAGGCAUUCAGUUUCUCGUCGAGAAGCAAGGGAGAAAGAGUUGCAACAAGCAUGGGGAGGCUUGAGCCUUGGAAACUCCAUGCGCCCUCAUCUCUCCAGACUUGAGAGAGACAAGGCUGCUUGGCUUCAAGCCGAAGAAGAAGAAGAAAGGAGAAAAGUCUCAGAGGAGGAUAUGUGAAAUCAAGCAAUCAUUCAUCUGGAGUCUUUAAACAGCUUAUGCACAUAAGCCAGGGUUCUAGAGAAAACAGACUUGUUGGGAAUGGCUAUCAAAGGAUCCAAAAAACCUUAAUAAGCUCAUUGUAUAAUACUUUUCAGCUUUUUGUCAAUGGUGAUCUGCUACCAUCUUUUUUCACUUCCACCUCCUAUAAUAUUAUUAUUAUAAAGAUUUCAUGAAUCCCAGCAAAUCAGGCAAAAAACUCUUACGUCUCA
Molecule: messenger RNA, 3148 nt
Organism: Ipomoea nil (Japanese morning glory)
Lineage: Eukaryota; Viridiplantae; Streptophyta; Magnoliopsida; Solanales; Convolvulaceae
Exons: 5
Coding region: 375-2897 (840 amino acids)
Source: RefSeq, a predicted model, not a curated record